Molecule: messenger RNA, 1305 nt
Organism: Penicillium longicatenatum
Lineage: Eukaryota; Fungi; Ascomycota; Eurotiomycetes; Eurotiales; Aspergillaceae
Product: AAA family ATPase VPS4
Exons: 4
Coding region: 1-1305 (434 amino acids)
Biological process (GO): endosomal transport; vacuole organization
Molecular function (GO): ATP hydrolysis activity; ATP binding
Source: RefSeq, a predicted model, not a curated record
AUGAGUAACACGGAUUUCCUGGGACGGGCGAUUGACACAGUCAAGAAGGCGAUCGAGAAUGACAAUGAAGGCGAGUACGAGCAAGCCUAUCAGCUCUACUACGCUGCAUUGGAGUUGUUCAUGCUGGCCUUGAAAUGGGAGAAAAACCCGCGAUCCAAGGAGAUGAUUCGUGCCAAGACAGGCGAGUAUAUGGACCGCGCAGAGAAGCUAAAGAAUCAUUUGGCUUCGGGCGAGGGUAAACAGAAACCAAGCGCAGUGGGCGCGAACGGGAAGGUUGCGCAGGGAAGUGGGAAAGGGAAAGAAGAUGACGACAAUGGUGAAGAUGCGGAUGCGAAGAAGCUUCGAUCUGCUCUGCAAGGUGCUAUCCUGUCGGACAAGCCGAACGUCAAGUGGGAGGAUGUUGCUGGUCUGGAAAACGCGAAGGAGGCCUUGAAGGAGGCGGUCAUUCUUCCUAUCAAGUUCCCACACCUAUUCACCGGCAAGCGACAACCGUGGAAGGGAAUUUUGCUUUACGGUCCUCCGGGUACUGGUAAAUCAUAUCUGGCCAAGGCUGUCGCAACGGAAGCGAACAGCACAUUCUUCAGUGUCAGCAGUAGUGACUUGGUGUCAAAGUGGAUGGGAGAGAGUGAAAGACUUGUCAAGCAACUCUUCAAUAUGGCCCGUGAAAACAAACCCGCAAUUAUCUUCAUUGACGAGGUCGACGCACUGUGUGGACCGCGUGGCGAAGGUGAAUCUGAGGCGUCCCGACGUAUCAAGACCGAGCUCCUCGUGCAGAUGGAUGGUGUCGGUAAGGAUUCAAAGGGUGUUCUGAUCUUGGGUGCAACCAACAUCCCCUGGCAGCUGGAUGCCGCCAUUCGGCGACGUUUCCAACGCAGAGUCCACAUCAGCUUGCCCGACCUCAAUGCACGGAUGAAGAUGUUCAUGCUGGCCGUGGGCUCCACGCCGUGUCAAUUGACACAGGCUGACUAUCGAUCAUUGGCUGAGAUGAGCGAAGGCUACUCCGGUAGUGAUAUCAGCAUUGCUGUGCAGGAUGCCCUGAUGCAGCCAAUUCGUAAGAUUCAAACAGCGACACAUUAUAAAAAGGUCAUCGUCGACGGAGCUGAAAAACUUACUCCCUGUUCACCAGGUGACGCCGGUGCGGCGGAGAUGACUUGGCUAAACAUCGAAGCAGAGCAACUCCUGGAGCCGCCACUCAUCCUGAAGGACUUUAUUAAAGCAGUUCGGAACUCUCGUCCUACAGUCAGUAAUGAAGAUCUUACACGCAACUCAGAAUGGACGAAAGAGUUCGGCAGCGAGGGUGCAUGA